Molecule: messenger RNA, 2238 nt
Organism: Populus nigra (black poplar)
Lineage: Eukaryota; Viridiplantae; Streptophyta; Magnoliopsida; Malpighiales; Salicaceae
Product: F-box/kelch-repeat protein At5g42360-like
Exons: 2
Coding region: 266-2011 (581 amino acids)
Cellular component (GO): SCF ubiquitin ligase complex
Molecular function (GO): protein binding
Source: RefSeq, a predicted model, not a curated record
CGGAGUGGAGGGUCGCUUUACUCAAUGCAGACCGACCACCAAAAAUAAAAACUAGAAAACAAAUUUUUUUGGUGGAUACAAAUUCCGAAUCUCUCAAGUCUUUGUUACUCCAUUCACUUCAUUCCUCCUUCACCUCACAUUUUCAAAUUAUGGGGAUUUGUUUUUUUCUGCUGUUUGCAAUAUGAUAGAAGGUGAGUAAUGCUGCUUUCAAGAUGGUUACGGGGUGUAAAUUGUUGUGUGGAAACUAGUAGAGGACGGGGACGGAAUGUUUUCCGAGAGAUUAACGGGAGAGGCAUCUCUUCGCCGGGAAUUGGAGGCUUUGAGUGUGUCUCAACGGCUAGUUAGAAGUGUUAGCCAGAAGUUGAGGAAGAAGAAUCAUAAAGGUGAAGGAGAGGAAGAGGAUGAUUCAAGGGGAGUUUCGCUGAAAUGUCUUACUUUGUAUGGUAUGGGUGGGGGUUGCAAAGUUGGUGCUGACACAGGUGAGGAAUUUGGGGAUCCGAGCGGUAGGAGGAGGUCAUCAAGUGCUAGUGAAGAAGGAAAGGGAUAUAGACCGAUAUGUGGUAAUGAGGAGACAGGGUUCGAUUGUUUCUCAUAUGGGAUGAGGGAGAAGUUUUGGAAGAAAAACAGUAGAAAGGAUUUAGAGCUUGAAGAUUUAAUUCAAAAUAGCAGGUUGCAUAUGUUUCUUCCAGAUGACGUACUGGAAUUAUGCUUGGUGAGACUCCCAUUGACCAGUCUGAUGAAUGCCCGCCUUGUAUGCAAGAAAUGGAGAUACUUGACUACCACCCCUCGGUUCCUGCAGAUGAGACGGGAAGGUCCAUAUCUGAAUCCGUGGUUGUUUUUGUUUGGCGCUGUUAAAGAUGGAUAUUGUUCUGGGGAUAUAUAUGCAUUGGAUGUAUAUCAGGACCAGUGGCAUAGGAUUGAUUCUGACAUUCUAAAAGGAAGGUUCAUGUUUUCUGUUGCCAGUUUUCAAGAUGAUAUUUAUGUUGUUGGUGGCUGUUCUAGCUUGACUCACUUUGGGAGAGUGGAUAGGAGCUCAUUCAGGACACACAAAGGGGUGUGGGCUUUUAGCCCUUUAACUAAAUCUUGGCGUAAAAUUGCUUCCAUGAGGUAUGCAAGAUCAAUGCCUGUUUUAGGAAUUUCUGAGGUUCGUUCAGACUUUUCAGUGGUUCACAGUCAUCAACAUCGACAAGAAAGACGUUUUCCUAGGUCACGUAUUGCUGGGGUAUCAGAUGUUUAUGAGGACCCUCACAGGUUUUCACUAAGAAGACAAUAUAGAAAUGCUUUUGAUGAAUAUGAGCCUUCAUCAUUGCCCAAUAGAAAGUCACACAAGUUCACCAGACAAAAAAGUGGCCAAUCAAAUAUGAAGGACUGCAAGAGGUUUGUAUUGAUUGCUGUAGGGGGUCUUGGAUCCUGGGACGAGCCACUAGAUUCUGGAGAAAUUUAUGAUCCCAUAGCAAAUAAAUGGACAGAAAUCCAGAGGUUGCCUAUGGAUUUUGGGGUUGUUUGUUCUGGAGUUAUUUGCAAUGGGAUGUUUUAUGUUUACUCUGAGACAGACAAGCUCAUGGGAUAUGACAUUGAAAGGGGCUUCUGGAUGGCAAUCCAAUCCUCUCCAUUCCCUCCUCGUGUUCAAGAGUAUUACCCUAAACUUGUAUCUUGUAAUGGCCAGCUAUUUAUGCUUUCAGUCUCCUGGUGUGAAGGGGAUGGUCAAAUCGGCCAGAGAAACAAGGCUGUUAGAAAAUUGUGGGAGCUAGAUCUCAUGUAUCUUAACUGGACUGAAGUUUCAGUACAUCCCGAUGCUCCAAUGGAUUGGAAUGCUGCAUUUGUUGCAGAUAAAAACCUAAUAUUUGGGGUUGAAAUGUUCAAAAUAUUUGGUCAAGUGUUGGACUUCUUGACCGUAUGUGAUGUGUCUGACACGGGGACAAACUGGAGUCACAUUGCUAGGAAUCACAUGACUCAUGAAUUUGACGCUUCCUCGUGCAUGACUAAAUCAUUGGCUGUCUUGUAUCUUUGAGGUCCUUGUUGAAUGUUGAUUUGUGCAGAGAAUUUUAAACAUUUAUUUAGCCACACCAGGUUUUGAGUACAGAUUGUGACCCCCGAAUUUCAUAUUUAAUUCUUUGGACAAUCAAUUUGCCUGCUGGUGCUUUCAUCUGUGCAUUUUCUUCACCACUGUUUAUACGAUUCAUCCUGUAUUCCUGAGCUUGUUUAUGUUAAUUAAUAAUGAAUUUGUUUUCUUGUUCA